Messenger RNA from Cinclus cinclus, 1888 nucleotides. It is a transcript of the gene FNDC4, whose product is annotated as fibronectin type III domain containing 4. Gene Ontology annotation, molecular function: protein binding. Lineage: Eukaryota; Metazoa; Chordata; Aves; Passeriformes; Cinclidae. The transcript has 6 exons. Bases 1 to 654 code for a protein of 217 amino acids. The record is from RefSeq and is a predicted model, not a curated record.
AUGGCCCGAGUCUCGGCGAUGAUCAGCCCGGUCCUGGUGCUCUUCGGCUGCGACCUGUGUUUCGUGCGAGCCAACAGGCCACCGUCCCCUGUCAACGUGACUGUGACGCAGCUGAAGGCAAACUCUGCCACGGUCUCCUGGGACGUACCAGAAGGAGACGUGGUCAUCGGCUAUGCCAUUCUACAGCAGAGGCAGGACGGACAGAUGCAGCGCUUCAUCCGUGAGGUGAACACCACCAACCGUGCCUGUGUGCUUUGGGACCUGGCAGAGGAUGCUGACUACAUCAUCCAGGUGCAGAGCAUUGGCCUGUACGGGGAAAGCCAGGCUAGCAAGCGUGUCCACUUCCGCACCCUGAAGGAGACCGACCGCCUGCCUUCCAACAGCUCCAACCAAGGUGACAUCACCAUGGAAGGGCUGGACAAAGACCGGCAGCUGCAGACAGGCGAGAUUAUUAUCAUUGUGGCUGUGCUGCUCAUGUGGGCAGCGGUGAUCGCCCUGUUCUGCAGACAAUAUGAUAUCAUCAAGGAUAAUGACUCCAACAACAGCAAGGAGAAGACAAAGCCAUCCUCAGAGCAUAGCACGCCAGAACGGCCAAGUGGAGGGCUGCUGCGGAGCAAGAAGAAAUCUCCCUCAGUCAAUAUCAUCGAGGUGUAAGUGCAACACCAGCUCUGCCAUCUGGGAUCUUGGGUGUCCUGCCAGAGCCAAAGCAGGCCUUGGAAGAAGAGGCAGCACCAGGUGCACAGCCUGGAAUUCAGCAUGUGACGAUCCACGUUAUCAGAACUCCCGCUUUCCUGAGGGCACCUGUCUGGGGAUGCGCAUGGAGCCAGCUCCCAAGCCAUGCAUGCAGAGCAUGGCCCUGCCCAUCCCACGCACCUGGCCCUCCUCCCCUCCCGGUGGGAAGCAUGAAGCUGAGGACGGGUGGGAGGGAGCCAAGGGGAGCCGACGGGCUGAUGCACUGGCCUGAGGGGAGGCCGUGUCCCUGUGCACCGGCUUGGCCAAAGCCCUGGGUGCAGCUGUGGCCCUGGAUGCCUGUCCAGCAUCGGGGGGCAGACCUUGCUCUCAGCUGCCUCUUUGGCUUUGGGGGUUGCUUGCAGAGAGCAGGAGGUGCUCCCCUCAGGAGCCCGGGGCUGAGGGAACAAGGCAGUGCAGGCUUUGCCCCAGCUCUGCCAGGAGAGCUGUGGCCAGCUGGCAGGAGGGUCUGUGUGUGGAGCUGGGCCCAGCCGGCACAGGGGAUGAGUGGAUUGCUGCUGGAAAACUGGGCUCCACUGCACCCUGUCAUGACCAUGCAGGGGCUUCAAAUUCUCUGUCUACUGCAGAGGACAAAGACACGAGGGAUGAGGGACGAUGAGGAGCUGAUGCUGUCACAGUGCCUGGCCAGCCUGCAAAGCCUGCAGCUGGGGCAGGGAGUGCUGGGGGAAGCCCCACAGUGCUGUGGGAGUGGGCAGCGUCAGGGCACGGCUGUGGCUGUGUUGUGUCCCCAGCAGGGCUCAGUGCUGGCACAUUCAGCCUGUUUGAGGGGAGCUGCCAAGCACUUUUUGAGCAGCACAGUGCCAGUGCUCCCUGGAGGAGACAAUGUGGUGAGGCCUGCAAGGUCUCAGUUGGAGGGAAUGGGGUGAAACAAGGAGGCUCCCUGCUGCCCUGGCUGCCGCUCUUCCUCCAUGCUCUGCUCUGAAGCCUGCUACAGACAAGGUCUGCAGCCCUGGACUUAAGCAUCACAGGAUCCAGCGUCUUCCAGGAAUAAAUCUCCCAGUAAAAGCACUUUCAGAACUUUUCUUUCCAGGUGCUGCUCAGCUCCUGCUGCAGGACUAGGCAGGGAAGGGACAGGACAAGCAACUCCUGUGGCAGGGUAUUUUCAAUAAAAGCGUCCUGGCUCAAAGGCAGCAUCAGA